AUGUCUCUCUACGCCCUUCCCUACAAUGGCACUGAGGGGUCAGCUGAUGCCGGAUACUCUACCGGCGUCACUGACCUCAAUGUAUUUUACGAGUCAGGCGACAUGGCCUGGAUCAUGGUCUGCUCAGCACUCGUGCUGCUCAUGAUUCCUGGUGUCGGCUUCUUCUACUCAGGUCUUGCUCGCCGCAAGUCAGCCUUGUCACUCAUUUUGAUUUCCAUGAUAUGUGUGGGAGUGGUGGGAUUCCAAUGGUUCUUCUGGGGCUACACCUUGACUUUCUCUCAUACCGGCUCCGUCUUCCUCGGCGACAUGUCCAACUUCGGCCUCAAGGACGUCGUUGCCCAGCCCUCCGUCGGCUCCACCAAGCUCCCGGAUAUUCUGUUCUGCCUGUACCAGGGCAUGUUCGCUGCUAUUACUCCUGCCCUCGCCCUCGGUGCCAUCGCAGACCGCGGUCGCAUUCUUCCCGCCAUGGUCUUCGCCUUCAUCUGGGCUACCAUCGUUUACGACCCGAUUGCUUACUGGACCUGGAACGCCAACGGCUGGCUUUACACUCUCGGCUCGCUCGAUUUCGCCGGAGGCACACCCGUCCAUAUCUCCUCCGGUGCCGCCGCCCUUGCCUACUCCCUGAUGCUCGGCAAGCGCACCGGCUACACGAAGCUCCACGGACUCCCUUACCGACCUCACAAUGUCACCCAUGUCGUUCUCGGAACUGUUUUCCUCUGGGUUGGUUGGUUCGGCUUCAACGGCGGUUCCGCUCUUGCCUCGAACAUCCGCGCCGUCAUGGCCUGCUUCAACACCAACCUUGCCGCGGGUGUUGCUGGUGUGACUUGGAUGCUCCUCGACUACCGCCUUGAGAAGAAGUGGUCCACCAUUGGUUUCUGCUCCGGUGCCAUCUCCGGUCUGGUCGCUAUUACCCCCGGUGCAGGUUUCGUUACCCCUUGGGCUGCGGUCAUUUUCGGAAUUGUUGGUGCCAUUGGCUGCAACUUUGCCACCAAGCUCAAGUUCGUCCUUGGCAUCGAUGAUGGUCUCGAUGUCUUCGCCGUCCACGGUGUUGGCGGUAUCAUUGGCAACGUUCUGACUGGUAUCUUUGCUGCCUCCUACAUUGCCGCUCUUGACGGCGCCCUUGUCAUCGACGGUGGCUGGAUCGAGAAGAACUACGUCCAACUUGGUUACCAGCUGGCCGGCUCUGUUGCCGGUUUUGCCUGGUCCUUUGGCCUAACCUGCCUCAUCCUGUUCCUGCUCAACCUCAUCCCCGGCCUCAGCCUGCGCGUCCACAUCGACGAUGAGGACCUCGGCCUCGACGACUGCCAGCUCGGCGAGUUCGCCUACGACUACGUCGAGGUCACGCGUCACGUCUCCGACCUUGUCGGUAGCGGCAGCAGCCACGACCAGGCUGUCGGUAGCUCCGCCCACAGCUCGCUCCCCGAGAAGACCGUUUAA
Molecule: messenger RNA, 1437 nt
Organism: Colletotrichum karsti
Lineage: Eukaryota; Fungi; Ascomycota; Sordariomycetes; Glomerellales; Glomerellaceae
Product: ammonium transporter mep2
Exons: 4
Coding region: 1-1437 (478 amino acids)
Biological process (GO): ammonium transmembrane transport
Cellular component (GO): plasma membrane
Molecular function (GO): ammonium channel activity
Source: RefSeq, a predicted model, not a curated record